Molecule: messenger RNA, 1776 nt
Organism: Sorex fumeus (smoky shrew)
Lineage: Eukaryota; Metazoa; Chordata; Mammalia; Eulipotyphla; Soricidae
Product: translation initiation factor IF-2-like
Exons: 1
Coding region: 1-1776 (591 amino acids)
Source: RefSeq, a predicted model, not a curated record
AUGGCUCCGACUCCCGAGCCCCGGACGCGGCCCGGCGCGGCUCCACGGCCCCGCCUCUGCCCCGGGAAACGCACACCGCACCCCUCCCCAACACUCGGCUCUCGAGCCCCCCAACACCGCGGUUCCGGGGACGGCGGAGAUCGGGAGCGGCGCGGACCCCGGACGUUUCCGCCCCGCAGAGUUGCUCCGCGACGGCCACGACGAACGAACGGACCCUUCGGGGGGGCGGCGAGCAAACACCUGGGCGGGCGCUGCGGCGACGCGGGGGGCCACCGGGAAGCCCGCGAUCGCGCAGCGCAAGAGUCUCCGGGGCCCGGGGCCCGCGUCCGCGCCCCCCACCCACCUGCACCCACUUCACCUCCCGACCCGCCCCCCAUUACCCCAGAGCCGGGACCGCCACCAGCUUCCUUCGCGGCGCGCGGGGCGGGGAGCGGGCGCGACGGUCGCACAGCCACCCCCGCGGCCCCGCGGACUGGCGCCCCGAGCUCCCGCGCCGCUGGCCUUUACCUCACGCGUGACGUCCUCCCGCGGCCGCGGCAGGAAGUUCCCGAGAAGCCGGCCGGGUGCUCCCGCCGCCCGAACAGGUGGUGCUCCCCGGGCCGGCACCGCGGGUCCGCCAGGGACCGGCACUGGCCCCACAGGUCGCUGCGGCUCGCCCGCCCAGAGGGCUUUCGAGGUUUUUCACGCCCCGUCCCGCGUCCCACCCCCGGCGGCGGCCGGGCGCGGGAGCCGCUUCAGGAAAAAAGGAGGAAAAAAGGGUUCAAGUUCGGCGCCACCGCCCCGGGGGCCGAGCCUGCCGCCCCCGCCCCCCGGAGCGUCCAGGGGCCCCAGCUCUCGGCGCCGCCGCGGACCCGCUCAGGGGGCGGGGAGAGCCGCCCGCGCCCCGCGCCGGCUCCUUCCGUCCGGGCCCGCCGCGCCCCCGAAAGUGCCGCCCGGGCGCCGCGCCCGCCCGGCAGGUGCCCCCCGGCCCACCCCUCGCGGCCAGGGUCCGGCCCGCGGCACCUCGGCCCGCCGCGCGCCCCCGGGCCCCGGCGGGCGGCUCCCCCCGACGGGCCCGAGCCCCGCACGGCGCCGACUCCGCGCCACCUGCCUAACGGUUUCUGCGGCCCCGCGGCCCGGCGGGCCGGGGGCGGGGGCGGGGGCGCCGGGCUCACCUCCGGGCCGCGCCGCGCCGCGCUCCGGCCGACCAGGGGCGGCCACCCCGGCGCCUCUUCGCUGCGGGUUCCGGACCCGCGGCGCGCUCCGCCUCGGCGGCAGUUCCCGGGGGUGGUGCCGGGGGGACGUGCAGGGGCGGCGGGGCGGGGCGGCACAGGGAGGGGGCGCCGCCGCGGCCGCCGGGGGCGCGGGCGGUGGGAGGGGGCUCUCCCGGUGGUGACGGCGCCGCCUCAGCCCCGCUCCUCGCUCCCUCUCCGCGGAGCUCGCGCUUUCUGUUUCCCCCGAGGGACCUCGAACGCCGCCGCCGCCGCCAUGCUUGCUCCGGAGCCGGGGGGAGGCGGAGGAGGAGGGGAAGGGGGAGGAGUCGCGGCCGGCGCGCCCCAGUACGGCUGCGCGAGCCCCGCCGACGGCGCCCCGGGCCGCGGCCCCGCACGCCCCCGCCCGCGCCCCGCGGCGACCCGGCCCCGCGGCCCCCGGACCCGGGUGCCCGGCUCGCGCUGCCGGGGCUCGGGCCGCGGCUACUGGGGCUGCUCCGGGGCGAGCCGCUCCCUCUUCCCCGCCCCGCCCCUCCCCUCCGCACCACUACCCACCCCCCCGCGGGGAAACAGAGCCCCCAAAUAA